GAUAAAUGUUACAGUUCGAUACGUGCACGUCUUCUUGUAGACUUGUCUAUCUAUAUCUGUAUAUAUGCCAGCCAGAAACCAUCUAGAUAACAAAGAACCCAAAGCAAAGUCAACAAUGGGAAGAGCAGAGAUAGAAAAGAUGGUGGAAAAAUCAGAAGACAUUAACAAUCUGGAAAGACUACCGGAAGGAUGUAUAUCUGACAUCCUAUCUCUAACAACACCGGCAGACGUGUGCAGGUCUAGUCUACUUUCAAACCUUAUCAAAUCUGCUGCUGAUUCAGAUGUUAUCUGGGAGAAAUUUCUGCCGGCCGAUUAUCAGGAGAUCAUUUCAAGAGCAUUUUAUCCUUUUCCGUCAGCUGCCGCAACAUCUAAGAAAGAGUUAUAUUAUCGACUGUGUGAUGACCCACUUCUCAUUGAUGGUGGUCUGAAGAGCUUUCAGUUGGAAAAAUCUAGUGGAAAGAAAUGUAUCAUGCUUGGAGCAAAGGAGCUUGCAAUUGAUUGGGGAGAUAAUCCUCACCACUGGUAUUGGCGAGGUUACCCUGGCUCCAGGUUUGCUGAGGUGGCCGAACUGAAAUGGUCAUGUUGGCUGGAAAUCCGCGGGAAGCUCGAAACUCGAUUGCUGUCACCUGAGACCUUCUAUGCAGCUUACCUUGUGCUGAAGUUCAAGCAAGACGUUUAUGGAUUUGAUGACGAACCUAUAAAGGCCAAAGUCGAAGUCGUUGGAGGAGCUGGUGGUGACACCAGCCAAGAGAGACUUAUCUACUUGAGUCCCAAUGGUGGCAAGGAUCAGUAUGUUGCACGGAAGAGAGGAGAUGGAUGGAUGGAGGUUGAGAUGGGUCAUUUCUAUAACGAAGGAGGACCGGACAACGAGGGCGGGGAGGUGCAUAUGUCUGUGAUUGAGACUGAGAAUUUAGAAGCCAAGUAUGGCAUUAUUGUGCAAGGUAUGGAACUUAGACCCAAGGCGGACACAUAAAUACUGUAAAACAUGGAAAUGCACUUCAUUGUAAAAAUGUAUCAAAAAAAGGUUAUUGCUUAGUAAUUGGCAGUGAUUUGUGAACUAUGUCUAGCGUGUGAAUUUUGUUUGUCAAAAGGGAAGCUGUGAAUUUUCUUGGGCUUGUCAAUAAAUUCGCCAGAAUCAGUUAGUUAUACGGAGUUCACAUUCUCAACUCAGAAACAGGCAAAACCAGUUCACAGGAAAAAGAAGAAGAGAAAAACUGAGCUGAUGAU
Messenger RNA from Papaver somniferum (opium poppy), 1227 nucleotides. RefSeq names its product F-box protein PP2-B10-like. The transcript has a single exon. The coding region runs from base 65 to 973 and encodes 302 amino acids. The record is from RefSeq and is a predicted model, not a curated record. Lineage: Eukaryota; Viridiplantae; Streptophyta; Magnoliopsida; Ranunculales; Papaveraceae. Gene Ontology annotation, molecular function: protein binding.